This is a messenger RNA of Drosophila santomea, 722 nucleotides long. RefSeq lists its product as uncharacterized. Lineage: Eukaryota; Metazoa; Arthropoda; Insecta; Diptera; Drosophilidae. The transcript has 3 exons. The record is from RefSeq and is a predicted model, not a curated record. Gene Ontology annotation, molecular function: protein dimerization activity; DNA binding. Bases 77 to 553 code for a protein of 158 amino acids.
UUAAAACAUCGAUGUUCGAUGUUUCCGCUUUACAAAAUUUUUUUAUUUAUCAAUUCAAUAAAAUUAACUUAAAUAUAUGAUCAGAUUUAACAGAUUGUGUUUAAUAUUGGUGUUGGCGGCAUUUGGGAUGGAGAAGAUAAUGAAAGAGCAGAACAGCAAUGUUGCCGGGAAAGACGAACAAAACGACGCCGCCGAGGGUAUGCUCCCAAAUAAGAGGAAAAAAUAUGGGACAUCUUGUGUUUGGAAUUAUUUUGACAAAUCGGCUGAUGGCAAGACAGCCAAAUGUAUUAAAUGUGGCAAAACUUAUCAAACAAGUGGGAAUACGACCAACUUGUCUUGCCACUUAAAGAGGAUACAUCCUAAUUUUACAAUAUCAAAUGACACCGCAUUCAAAACAUGCGUUUUAAAGUACUUCUGCGUUCCGGCCACUUCCACUGAAAGUGAACAAAUGUUUAGCAAGGCAGGACUGGUUAUAAGAGAAAAGCGGAGCUCGAUAAAAGCCAAAAAUGUUAAUGUGAUUUUAUUUUUAAGCAAAAAUGACUGGAUAAAUUAAUUUAAGUUAUGUAUCUUUUUUUUUUUGAGUAGAACUCAAUGUUAUUUUUUAUUUUAUCAAUUGAAUUGUUAUUUUAUUUUAAUUUUUUUGUUUUUUCCUUUUUAUGUUUAAGAAGUAAAAACUAUAAGGAAACUAUGGAUCUCUAAUAAAGCUUUUUUUUUAUAAACAA